AUGGCUCUCCCCGAAAAUGCCAAAAUAGCCAAAGAGGCCAAAGAAUGCAUGCAGGAAUGCGUGAGCGAGUUCAUUUCGUUCAUCACAAGCGAAGCGUCAGAGAAGUGCCAGCAGGAAAAGCGGAAGACGGUAAAUGGCGAGGAUAUCCUCUUUGCCAUGACUUCGCUGGGCUUCGAGAACUACGCAGAAGCUCUCAAGAUCUAUUUGUCCAAGUACCGAGAGACCCAAUCUACAAGGGGCGAAAACCAGGGCCGACCAACCAGCAGCGGAGGCUAUCCGGCCGGUGUCGCUGGCUCCAAUGCCGCUUCAGGUGGUCAGUCCGAGAAUGCCAACAGCCUUCUGAGCCCGACCGAGCACGACGGAAACGCCGCGUACGGCUAUCCCAGCGACGUGACCGCUGGUCACAACGGCAUCGGUGGCGACAGUUAUUAG
Cyphellophora attinorum is the source of this 432-nucleotide messenger RNA. RefSeq names its product Nuclear transcription factor Y subunit beta. Gene Ontology annotation, biological process: regulation of transcription by RNA polymerase II. NCBI's taxonomy places the organism in Eukaryota, Fungi, Ascomycota, Eurotiomycetes, Chaetothyriales, Cyphellophoraceae. The transcript has 3 exons. The record is from RefSeq and is a predicted model, not a curated record. Bases 1 to 432 code for a protein of 143 amino acids. Gene Ontology annotation, cellular component: CCAAT-binding factor complex; nucleus. Gene Ontology annotation, molecular function: protein heterodimerization activity; DNA-binding transcription activator activity, RNA polymerase II-specific; RNA polymerase II cis-regulatory region sequence-specific DNA binding.